Molecule: messenger RNA, 2293 nt
Organism: Helicoverpa zea (corn earworm)
Lineage: Eukaryota; Metazoa; Arthropoda; Insecta; Lepidoptera; Noctuidae
Gene: Pp2A-29B
Product: serine/threonine-protein phosphatase PP2A 65 kDa regulatory subunit
Exons: 6
Coding region: 146-1918 (590 amino acids)
Biological process (GO): protein dephosphorylation
Cellular component (GO): cytoplasm; protein phosphatase type 2A complex
Molecular function (GO): protein binding; protein phosphatase regulator activity
Source: RefSeq, a predicted model, not a curated record
AAAAAAAACAUUAGCUGCCAUUUUGCUGCAUUUGAGUUCAAUAGCGUUCGUUUUUAUGAUAAUACUCGCAUUUCUUUCGUAAAUCUAUUGAAAAUCUUUAUAAGUUCGUGAAAUUUGAAAUCGAAGCAGCACAACAAACAUAAAAAUGGCAGCAAGCGACUCUGGGACGGAUGAGUCACUGUAUCCUAUUGCGGUGCUCAUCGACGAGUUGAAAAACGAGGAUGUGCAGCUUCGUUUGAACUCUAUCAAGAAGUUAUCCACCAUCGCGUUGGCCCUCGGAGUGGAGAGGACUCGUUCAGAGCUCAUCCCGUUCCUGACAGAGACUAUUUACGACGAAGAUGAGGUUCUACUCGCCCUCGCCGAACAACUUGGAAACUUCAUCAAUCUGGUUGGUGGUGGUGAGUUUGCUCACUGUCUGCUCCCCCCAUUGGAGUCUCUGGCCACUGUAGAAGAGACGGUAGUCCGUGACAAGGCUGUAGCAUCGCUCCGUGCUGUGGCUGCUCAUCACACUCCUCAAGCUUUGGAGCAGCACUUUGUACCGCUGGUGCAGCGUCUUGCUGGUGGUGACUGGUUUACUUCCCGUGCGUCUGCAUGUGGACUGUUCAGUGUCUGCUACCCCCGUGUAUCAGCCCCGGUUAAAGCGGAGUUACGCCAACAUUUCCGCUCCCUCUGCCAGGAUGACACCCCCAUGGUCCGUCGCGCGGCCGCCUAUAAGCUGGGCGAGUUCGCCCGCGUCGUGGAAGUGGAAUACGUCAAGAGUGACCUGAUACCUAUGUUCGUUACGCUGGCUCAGGAUGAACAAGACUCAGUGCGUCUACUCGCAGCAGAGGCCUGCGCCGCCGUAGCUGCGCUCCUGCCUCCUGAAGACAUGGAGCAGCUGGUGAUGCCCACAGUUCGCGCCCGAGCAGGAGACACCUCCUGGAGGGUGCGGUAUAUGGUCGCUGACAAGUUCGUGGAGCUGCAGCAAGCAGUAGGCCCUGAGCUGGCGCGGUCAGACCUGGCGCAGAUCUUCCAGGCGCUGCUCAAGGACACCGAGGCUGAAGUACGCGCUGCCGCCGCUGGCAAGGUGAAGGACUUCUGCAUGAACUUAGACAAGGCGCAUCAAGAGCACAUCAUCAUGACAAUGAUCUUACCGCAAAUCAAGGAUUUAGUGUGCGACGCGAACCAACACGUCAAGUCCGCUCUCGCUUCCGUCAUCAUGGGCUUGAGCCCCAUUGUCGGUCGCCAGAACACCAUCGAACAUCUCCUGCCUCUGUUCCUCACUCAACUGAAAGACGAGUGCCCAGAAGUCAGGCUCAACAUCAUCUCCAACCUUGAGUGUGUCAACGAAGUCAUUGGAAUCCAGCAAUUAGUGCAAUCUCUCCUCCCCGCCAUCGUUGAACUCGCUGAAGACACAAAAUGGCGCGUCCGUCUGGCCAUCAUCGAACACAUGCCUUUACUCGCUGGCCAGCUCGGCCAAGAGUUCUUCGAUGAAAAACUCACCGGUCUAUGCAUGUCUUGGCUCAUCGACCACGUUUAUGCUAUCCGUGAGGCUGCCACUCUCAACCUUAAGAAAUUAGUAGAACAAUACGGAUCACAGUGGGCUGAGACUAAUGUCAUCCCCAAAGUACUGGCCAUGUCCCGCGAACAGAAUUACCUGCACAGAAUGACUUACUUAUUCUGCAUCAAUGUGCUGUCCGAAGUUUGCGGCAAGGAUAUUACUACUAGAGUACUCUUGCCCACUGUCCUGUCCAUGGCAGAUGACAAUGUUGCCAACGUGAGAUUCAACGUCGCCAAGACUCUGCAGAAGAUGGCGCCAUUCUUAGAUCCCGCCGUCAUCCAGCCACAAGUGAAGCCAGUCCUCGAGAAACUGAACGUAGAUCCCGACGUGGAUGUCAAGUACUUCGCCUCCGAAGCCAUCGCCGGCAUCGCUGGAUAAAAUAGCUCUAAGGCCACACAAAAAAAUUGCAUUCGACGUAGCAAAAUUACAGUUGCGGGUAUUAAAUAUCAGGGCAUGAUUCGGAAGAUAGAAGAUGCAGUUUUUUAUUACAAUAUUCAAUAUAAAUAAUGUUAGUAAUGAACACAAUACGACCCAUGUGCCUAGGUUUAAGCUGGAGUAUUUUAUAACUUAGUAUUUAUCAUUCAACGCCCGGCGGAAUUCGAGUUUCGUAGGGAAACUUUCGUAUCUAUUUGUAGAAAACUAAUUUCUUCAUUCCAGUUAACAUCUGAAAACGUAUAUAAAAUUAUUUACAUGGCUACGCAAAGCAUGUACAUAGUGUCUGAUACAAUUCAAUAAAAUAUUAUAAACUACAAA